Aspergillus terreus NIH2624 is the source of this 3813-nucleotide messenger RNA. RefSeq names its product EF hand domain protein. Lineage: Eukaryota; Fungi; Ascomycota; Eurotiomycetes; Eurotiales; Aspergillaceae. Gene Ontology annotation, biological process: endosomal transport; endocytosis. Gene Ontology annotation, molecular function: calcium ion binding; protein binding. Gene Ontology annotation, cellular component: plasma membrane; cytoplasm. The coding region runs from base 1 to 3813 and encodes 1270 amino acids. The transcript has 6 exons. The record is from RefSeq and is a predicted model, not a curated record.
AUGGCUGACAAUGAGGAGAAGCGAGUCUUCUACCAACUCUUCCAGGUGGCCGAUACGACCAACCUUGGCGUCAUCACCGGCGAGGUCGCCGUACCUUUCUUCGAGAAGACCAAAUUGCCCCCGGAAACGCUCGGUCUGAUAUGGCAGAUUGCGGACAAGGAGAACAGGGGUCUCCUGACCCCGUCGGGCUUCGGGGUGGUUAUGCGGUUGAUUGGACAUGCCCAAGCCGGUCGCGCUCCUACCGAGGAGCUUGCAAUGCAACCUGGUCCGCUCCCACGGUUCGAAGGAAUUGUCGUCGACACUACCGCUCCUGCGCGUGAGUCCGGCACUACCAGUCCCCCACCAGCUACCGCUGCUGGUGCGGCGCCAAUUCGUGUUCCUCCGUUGAACCCAGAGGAUGUGAACAAGUUCGUGUCGUUGUUUGAGAAAUCGGACGUGUCGAGAAGUGGGAUCAUCUCUGGCGAGGCGGCGAAGCAGAUCUUCGAACGUGCAAGACUCCCUAACGAAAUCCUCGGUCGGAUAUGGAACUUGGCGGAUACGAAACAGCGCGGCGCUCUCGAUGCCACCGAAUUCAUCAUUGCUAUGCAUCUCUUGACUUCCUACAGAUUGGGUUCCAUGCGAGGUAUCCCCCAGACGCUACCACCUGGUCUCUAUGAUGCCGCCGCCCGCCGUGGCUCUGCCCGUUCCUCCAUCGGCUCUCGACCGGGUCUCGAUGUCCCGCCUGUUCCGGCGAUACCGAAGCAGUUCACUGGACCGCAGCGUACGCAAAGUCCUAUCAACAGGACGUUUGGAUCUCCUGUGUCGGCCCAGGCCACGGGCGGCGACUGGCUCAUCACGCCGCAGGAAAAGAUGCACUUUGAUAGCAUCUUCUCAACCGUCGACACGGCCCAGGCGGGAACUAUCAGUGGUGACCAGGCUGUGGCCUUCUUCAUGAAUGCUCAGCUGCCUGAGGAAACUCUUGCGCAAAUCUGGGACCUCGCAGACAUUGAUGCCGAUGGUCAGUUGAGCAAAGACGAAUUCGCGGUGGCGAUGUAUCUGGUCCGACUCCAACGCAGUGGUAAAGACCAAUUGCCCCAGACCCUUCCCCCCGCCUUAAUUCCCCCCAGUAUGCGCCGCCCCGGAUCGGCCCAGAUGGGUGCCAUUCCGCCCCAAGCUCCUGCUCCCGCUCCCGCUCCCGUUCCCGUUCCCGCUCCUGCGCCGGCACCUCAGGCUCCUCGCUCUGCUGCGGAAGAUCUCUUUGGUCUGGACAGCUUCACAGCUCCUGCUGCGCCGGCCGCGCCUGCUGCGCCGUCACAGAUCCCUCAGUCUACGGGAGGAUCGCACACGCCGUUCCAGACGCCCGGAUCUCCGUCAUCUAGAACCUCUCCACCCAGCGCAUCCGCAACGACGUUCAAGCCAUUCAUCCCCACUUCGUCCUUCGGCCAGAGUAUUCAGCCCCAGGUGACGGGAGCGUCGGCUGGAACGCCCCAGCCCGUUCGCUCUCCCCCGCCUCCUGCCGAUGACCUUCUCGGAGACAACGACCCCGAGGAGUCCAAGAAAUUGACCCAAGAAACCACUGAGCUUGCGAACCUCUCCAAUCAGAUUGGUUCGCUCGCAAAUGAGAUGCAGAACGUUCAAACCAAGCGCACCUCGGCCGAACAAGAUCUCUCCCAGACCUCUCAGCAAAAGCGUGACUUUGAGACCCGUCUCGCACAAGCUCGUGCGAUGUAUGAACAGGAGGUCAAGAAUUUCAAGGCCCUGGAGGAGCGUCUGAACGCAUCCAAGGCGGAAACCCAGAAAUUGCAGCAAGAAUAUGCUUUGAUUGAGGGUAGUCGGCAAGAUCUGCAAAAUCAGUAUGAUCAGGUGUCUGCUGCUUUGACUGCGGACCAGCAAGAAAAUGCUAGCUUGAAGGAGAAGAUCCGUCAAGCUAAUGCCGCGGUUGCCCAGCUGAAGCCCGCCCUUGAAAAGGCUCGGUUAGAUGCCCGUCAACAUAAAGGACUUGUUGCAAUUAACAAGAAACAACUCGCCACCGUAGAAGGCGAACGCGAUAAGCUCCAAGAGGAAAUGGAAAGCUUGUCCAAGGAGCAGCCUCGGGAAUCCGACGAGAGCACGACUGCAGCUGGUGUUACCCCUGCUGUAACCAGUCCUGCACCCUCGACAACCAGCCAGAACACGAAUCCUUUCUUCAAGCGCACGGCCACGGGCUCCAGUGACGGUCAUGCGUUGUCGCCUCAGCUCUCGAACGAUCAGCGGAGUGCCUUCGAUAGCCUAUUCGGGCCUCCCUUCACAGCUCCAUCGAAUGCUGCCACCCCUCCGCCGCCAACGUCUUUCCGUGCGGACUCCCGACCUACCUCCGCUAAAUCUCCCGUGACAUCCGGGGUGCCGACCCCUUCAGUGUCUCCUCCACCCCCGUCUGGUGGGGUUGGAAUGAUUCCCACACCAGCCGAAUCACGACAGCUAACACCUAACGCCCUCCCACUCGGAGAGACCCAGUCGCCGACUUCUUCGACCCAGGUGUCCCCGCCUGGUAGUCGAUUCGGUGGGCAGGAGACACCUAAUGUAGGAGCCGGGUUACAGGCUGGGCCUACGGAGCCAGCUCCCACUUCGGCUCCCCAGGAUAGUACCGAAGAUGUGAGUCAGAAAUUCCCAGAGAUCCCCGACGCUGCCGAACAGGUUGCAAGCUCUGGAGCCUCACAUGAAAAUGAGCCUCAGCAAGAAAAGAAGGAUCUGUCUUUCGAUGAGCUCUUCGGUGGACCAGCCCACAAGCGUUCGCAGUCACAAAAGGAAAAUGACUUUGAAGAGGCGUUCGCCAUUAUGAAGCAGAACACCGGAGGCAAGGCCAAUGGAACGUCCGCUGCUGCGGAGUCCGAAUUUCCGCCUAUCCGCGAGCUAGAUGAUGACGAUGGUGAUAGCACCGACAGCGAAGCCCCCAUGGGGUUCGAUGACAACUUCACUCCUGUUGUGCCGCCCCAGAGUCAGGUGGCUUCUGCCAAACCCGAGACCAUCGAACCCUCUCAACUCGCAGCCUUCCCUGUCCCAGGAACUGCGACCAGCCCCACCACCCAGCAGCCCCCUUCCGCGGACUCGCAAGUCAGCCCUCCAAAGUAUGAACAGAGCGUGAAGCAGGAUCAGGGUGAUGUACCGGAGUUUAACGGCCUUCUACCCAAGCGAGCAGAUCCUACUGCUGCUCCUGAUGCGCCGCACUCUGUAGAAUCGAGUACUGGUGCUCCCAUUGUGGGAGGAGAACCGCAGAAGGACAGUGGAGCGGUUGCCGAGAAGAAGCCCAGUGGAACCGACUUUGAAGCCGCUUUUGCUGGUCUCGACCUCGCGCCGGCCAAGGAAACCGAGGACGAUGACGACGAGGAAGAUUACGAGACACCUGGCAGCAAGGGCAACGGCAACGUGGAUUUUGACUUCUCAUUCGACAAUCCCCAAUCGUCACAGCAGAAGACCCCAGCUGGCGGCGCCGCGUCUUCUGAUUUCUUCAACUUCGACAAGGGUGUCGGCGCCUCGUCCCCUGGUGGUGCAGCCGCAGCAACUGCAUCGUCCACAGACCCCAACGCGAAAUCCCAAGCCCCUGACUGGGACGCCCUCUUCGCCCCGCUCGACAACGUGAACCCAGCUACAUCCGCCAGCCCCAGUCCCACUAAUGGUGCACCUCCUGCGACGGGACCGAAGGAGCCCGGCUGGGCUCUACAGACCGGCACGGAAGAUGAUCAGAUCCUUCAGCGCUUGACAGGGAUGGGAUUCCCUCGUGAAGAGUCGCUAGCUGCGCUCGAACAGUUCGACUACAACCUCGACAAGGCGGUUGAUCAUCUCACCUCGAAGUCGUAA